This is a messenger RNA of Limulus polyphemus (Atlantic horseshoe crab), 2308 nucleotides long. Its product is annotated as zonadhesin-like. Lineage: Eukaryota; Metazoa; Arthropoda; Merostomata; Xiphosura; Limulidae. Gene Ontology annotation, cellular component: membrane. The record is from RefSeq and is a predicted model, not a curated record. The transcript has 9 exons. Bases 1 to 2091 code for a protein of 696 amino acids.
AUGGCGUCCAAACUCAGACUUAGCAAAGCAUCCUUACGUUUCUUUCGUGUAAUUUGUGAACUGAAACUAUACACCAGCAACUACAAGUUAAAGUUGGAUUACACCAGCAACUACAAGUUAAAGUUGGAUUACACCAGCAACUACAAGUUCAAGUUGGAUUACACCAGCAACUACAAGUUAAAGUUGGAUUACACCAGCAACUACAAGUUCAAGUUGGAUUACACCAGCAAGUACAAGUUAAAGUGGAUUACACCAGCAAGGGCAGGAUGUGAGGACUUGGAUGCGCCACCUAAUGGCCAAAUUCUAGAACUAUACGGAGGAGCAUUGACGAAGUUUGAUUGUAAUCCAGGUUAUCGUGUUGAUGGAUCGCUCAGCCUUUAUUGUGAUGGAUCCCAGUGGAAUGACACUGUACCUUUAUGUGUUGUGGCCUCGGACAAUUCUCCAUUGUUCUGCGACUUCGAGGACGCGUCUUUAUGUGACUGGACACACGACCCUCAGCAUGAUUUUGACUGGAAGCAACAUCAGUUUGGUACGCCUUCCGGUCAUGUGGGUACUGGACCAUCUUUUGACCACACACUCGGUCCAGGAAAAGCAGGUCGAUAUAUGUAUAUUGAGGCGUCAGCACCUCGCAAGGAAAACGACACCGCUAGGCUUUAUUCUCCAGUUUAUCCUGCAGACAAUAGCAACAGCUGCUUUACCUUCUGGUACCACAUGUUUGGAGCCCAGACAGGCUAUCUCAGAAUAUACGUCAAGUCGUCCAUGCAUGUUCUGGCCGAACUCUCACCUGAUUGGGAAAAGUUUGGUGACCAAGGCAACCAGUGGUUAGAGGGGCAGGUGCCUGUUCCAGAACUAAUAACAGAAUUUCAAAUUAUUAUUGAAGGGGUUCGCGGUGCCAGCUACGUUGGUGAUACAGCCAUUGAUGACGUCAGGCUCCAGCUCAACCCCUGUCAAGCGUCCACAUCUCAAGAAAUAACGACGACAGGCUCAACAUUUUCAACAACAGUAAAGAAAUACGUACCUCUAAUAACGGAUUCAACUUCUACCUCGGUAAUUACUACAAAAUCUACUUUUUUCUCUACUGGACUUUCAAAAAUCACCUCAACUACAAAUGUGUCAACUACAAUAUCAUCAACAAAACCUACCAUAACACCAACAAUGAAAACUACCACUUCCACUUCCACACCAACUACAACAAAAACUACCCCCAUGCCAACUACAACAACUACUGCUACCACACCAAUUACUACAACAGCUACAACCCCAUUAACUACUAGAACUCCACCAACUACUACUACAACUACAACAACAACUACUACCGCACCAACUACUACAACUACAACAACUCCACCAACUACCACAACUACAACAACUACUACCACACCAACUACUACAACAACCCUGCCAACUACAAGAACUACAAAAAUAACUACUAACACACCAACUACUACAACUACCACCAUUACACCAACUACUACAACUGCCACUACUACACCAACUACUACAACUACCACUACUACACCAACUACAACAAAAAAUACUGCUACUAUCAAAUCAAUUACGAUUACAAACACCCCUUCUUCACCCACUACAGCCUCAUCAGUUACAACUUCUCAACAGAUAGCUGCAAAGGUGUUAACCACAAUAAUUGAAAAAUCUACUUCCAAAUUUAUUACGACACCUUAUUCGACUACAAAUGAUGAAACCCUAUCAACCAUCCCAACAAACUUACCAUCUGCAGGAAGUACUAUUUCGGGAUCUAUCACGCCAAUUAAUUUAACUAUGUCGGAGGAGGCCUUGACAGCUACCACACCUAUGAUUUCUACUGCAAGGCCAACGAACGUAACAACAGCCCACCAUAGAUCCGGAAAUCCUUCUGCAUCUACAGGCAAUUCUGGCCAGAGUAUUUCUCCACUUACUAUUGGAAUUGUCGUAGUUUCACUAGGAGUGGUAGGUUUCGUAACUUUGCUUGUCAUCGUGUUAGUCAAAAAGAAAAAGAAAGGGAAGAUGAUGGACGAAUAUCCCGAAAUGAAAUAUCUACCAGACAAUGAAGUUUUGGAGUACGCCGACGCUACCGCCGAAGUCAGCACUUAAACAGGUGAAAUGCAGUUUGCUCCACAAGGAACUGGAGCUACAGUUAUUAAAUAAUGGCACCUAAUAGAACUUUAACUGGACACAAGCUGUUGUUUGGAAGAUCAUGAUAACUAGAACCCUCGUUGAUCAUGAUAACCCUUGUAAAUAAGCUGUGAUUAUGUUCAUAAUUGUGGACUAUAAACAGGUUUUAUAGGACUUAACAGUCAGUGAAAGAUGA